This is a messenger RNA of Arachis ipaensis, 995 nucleotides long. Lineage: Eukaryota; Viridiplantae; Streptophyta; Magnoliopsida; Fabales; Fabaceae. The record is from RefSeq and is a predicted model, not a curated record.
GAAAGAGUAAUGAUAUUGGUUUGCAAAAGAUGGCGACACAAAUGAAAGUGAAACUAGACAAAUAUUGGGAGGGGGAUGGGAUAAAUUACUUUCUCUUUGUGGCUGUUUUUCUUGAUCCUCGUUACAAGUAUGAGUAUGUUGAAUUUUGUCUUAAUCGGGUGUAUGGGUUGAAUCAAGCUAAAGAUAUGUUGAAAAAAUUGAAGGAUAUCAUUCAUAAGUUGUUUGAGUAUUACUCCAUGAUGUAUCCCCUUCCGGAUGGUAGUUCUUCUAGUAGUUUUAAUUCUAGCAUUGCCUCUCAUGAUCAUGGGGUUGGUGGUGAAAAUGCAAUUGAGGAGGAUGGCUUCGAAGAUGAGGGUUAAAAAAAGCAAGGUGAGGUCAAAAGGAAUGAAUUGAAAAGAUACAUGGAAGAUGAUGUGGAGGAUAACAUUCCCGGUUUUGACAUUUUGCGUUGGUGGAAAUUGAAAUCAAUGAAGUAUUAUGCUCUUGCUCACAUGGCUAGGGAUUUGUUGGCUAUUCCUGUCUUUACCGUGUCUUCUAAGUCGGCAUUUAGUACUAGUGGUCAUGUGCUUGACCAAUUUAGAAGCUCAUUAAGUCCUUCUACUGUUGAGUCUCUAAUUUGCGCACAAAAUUGGUUGAAGACUCAAGAGAAGAUGUAUGACUUAAAGCAAGAACUUGAAGACCAAGAAAAACUUGAAUUAGAGCUCUCAGCUUUAACAAUAUCUAAUCAAGCCAUUGGAGUUGAUGUUGUUUACAACAAUUUGAGGUCACAACUCCUCUCUUGAAUAUGCUUGGUUGAUAGAGUGAAGGACUAUGGAGUGAAGACUUUGAAAAACAAAUAUUUCUAUUGCACUUUUGUAUUGAGCUUCUAAUGUUUAGAUUUUAUUGUGUUUUGGUUUUAGCUUUUUUCAAAGAUUAUUCACUAGACUUUUGUAUUUAACUUCUAAUAUUUCUAUUGCACUUUUAUAUUUUCAUUAGACAAGAUUAUUCACUAUUAA